AUGACGCGACUUCCCGACAACGCAAAUCUGCUGAACGAGGCUCAUGAGAAUGGUCCUGAUGAAACCAUCGAGGAGCGAUGCUUCGCUGCCGCCCUCGUCUGUCUUGAAGGCCACUACACUCAGUCUCCUCCCAUGGGUCCUCAGACAGCAGCCAAAGUCAGCUCCAUGAUCACAAAAACAUUAGAAAAAACACAUACAAUACGCAAGGCUCGCGAAGCCAUCUCAAGAAAUGUGGCGAUCUGGAUCUGGCUCACAAGAAUUUUUGCUGCUGCCAUACCCAGCCUCACCACACGAUCUGUAGGGCCGCUGUCGAGCCUCAACGAUCCGGAGAAGGGCGUCACUCCUCAGGAGAGCACUGCCUUGAUUGUUAUGAACCAUGCGACAAUUAAGGAGGACAUAGCCACUCUCAUCAAGCUUAUGCAUAUUGCGAGGAAUCUUCUCGUGAAUGCUGAGCCCGAAGUGCCGCAAGACAUCUGCGCGGCGGUUCACUUUGAUCAAAUGGUCUAUCAGACAAUCAUUCUCUGUGUCAACGUAACGAGUAAGGGCUACGACGGAGAGAUUCUUGAUGAGAACCAGAGAUUAAAGCUCGGUGAUGUCACAGAACUAUACAAAAAGCUGCUGGUAACAUCGUUACAGCAAGCCCACAACUGGACGGCCAAACACGACAGGAACAAGAUGUCUUUCUGGUUUGAUGUUCUAUUUGAUGAUGACGGUGCGCUUUCGGGCCCCGAGGAGAGUCUAGGCGAUGGUUCAGGCUUCCGGCCAGACGUGGCAAAGCGACAGGUCCAGCACUGGCUCGAUAGGAACUCCAAGCUAUGCGACACUGCCAGGAAGCUGCUUAAAGAUUACGCCCAGAACCAAGCCUCAAAACCGCCCGGCAACCUCGCUCCGAUUCGACCACUGGCUUGGAACUGGCUUCCAGAUGGCUCUGUGGAUGUUCCUGGAGAUGUUGCCAAUACCGAGGAGAAGAUCAACCCAGUAUGGAAGCCUGAUGAGACGGAUAAAUUCGAACAAGACCGUGCAUAUGGGCGCGUCUCGAGAGAAGUUGAUACCUGGUGGCUGAACGCCCGCGAUCCAAAUUAUGAAGAAUGGCUCGUCCUGAUGCCAUCUGUGGAAUUUGCUCAGAGCCGCUUGGAACAUUGCCGCAAUAACCUCGUGCAUCGAUACGCUCACUCUUGUGGAACAGACCACUCUCCGCCACCGGGUGUUGUUGAGGAGGAAGAGCUCUCGGAACACGAGCAUUGCCAUCACUGUGAACACGACGAUCAUGAGCAUGAACAUGAGCAUGAGCAUGAGCACCAUCACGAUCAUCACCAUGAUCAUCACCACGAGUGUAACCAUGGCCAUGAUCAUCACCACGACCAUGACCACGACCACGAAGAUGACCAUGAGUGUGUAUGCCAAUGUGAUCACGACCAUGACCAUGACCACGAUCACGAUCAUCACCACCAUCACCAUCAUGAUCAUGAUCAUGAGUAUGCUCACGACUACGUGGAGGAUAUUAUGGACGAAGAAGACGCCGAUGAUGACGAAUCCUAUGGAGAGGGACCACUGACCGGCCUGCUAACAGAAGUGCCCAACAUUUUGGAUCCCAAACAGAUCGAGGCUCUGCACAUGAUUGUCAAGUCAUGCAUUUUGGACAACGCCGGUUCAGGGUUGACUCGAGCAGGCGAGAAUCUUCAGAAGACCCGAUGUCGCAUGUUCCUGGCUCUUGACUGCGGAAAGAGUCUCCUUAGAGAGAUGCUAGUCUUCAUUGCGGUCUGGGAGAAGGAUGAGCAGUCACUCAUCUUCCAGGUCACGACUCAGAUUGUGGAAGCCCUUCAUCACAGCGCCUUGAUUCCAUAUGCUUGGAACUCACUGCGUAUUCCGAAGGAUAUCAUCUCGCCCGCUCAGACAGUCCUUCUACGACUUGUCAACCACAUGUUCAGAGCUCGAAUAAACAACUCAGCUUCUCAGGAGGCCAAGGACAAUACCCGUGACAUCAAGCUUGUUCAUUUCUUCUUGAGUUUCUUCCGAAGCCGCAUUGUCCCCGAAUGUGCCGCUCUCAUGCAUCUUCAAGCUCAAAUUCGGGAAGAGAACUGCGACCCAUCCGAGUUCCCCGUGGAUAGCUGGGAUAUGGAACGUGCCAAGGAUGGCCUGGCCCAGUACCUCGACUUUCUCACGACCGUUGCCGAGAUGCUGGACACUCGGGCGAAACUGAUCGAGUGGGAGGCUAUCUACGAUCUUAUCACGAUCUUGACUGGAUUGGAGGCUGGAGUGCCCAAGAAGCCUCUUAUCGAAAUCCCCAAGCGAUCACCCCGAAAUGAUAAUGACGGCAACCCUAUGGUUGAGCGACCAUACGCUGCAGCAGAUGAUGGACAUCCCCCGUCACCGCCACCGCCUCCCAUGCAGGAGCCAGCGCACAAGUUCCCCUGGUCCGGAAUCAAAGGGCAAAUCUUUACCAUUAUAGCCACUCUCUUACAACCACCUCAAGGUCAGAGCAGCCCUGGAAACCCUGAUGUGCAGAUGCAGAUGGUAAAGUAUAACGGAAUUGUGCCUCUUCUGAACUGCUGCGCCUACGAUGACCACAACCCGUAUGCCAAGGAGCGAGUGACGAUUUGUCUCAAGUGGCUGCUGGACGGCUGUGAAGCUGCCAAUAACUUCUUCCGUGAACUUGUCAACCUCUCACCACCACCAAACCUUCGACCUGCUCCUGGCGGUACCACCGUGUCGACAAUAAGAGUUGAUGGUAUCCAAGGCGAAGUCAAGGUGCAGGUCCGCUCGAACAGACCCCCAGAGCCUGACUCUUUGGAGCGUCCCCCAUAUCAAAAUCCCGACACUGGCGGCUUCAUAGGCAACGCAUGGGACAUGUGUUUCAAAUACACCUUUGUUAAAGCCUGUCAGGAAGCCCCGUAG
Messenger RNA from Fusarium redolens, 2895 nucleotides. RefSeq lists its product as uncharacterized. Gene Ontology annotation, cellular component: cytosol. NCBI's taxonomy places the organism in Eukaryota, Fungi, Ascomycota, Sordariomycetes, Hypocreales, Nectriaceae. The coding region runs from base 1 to 2895 and encodes 964 amino acids. The transcript is spliced from 4 exons. The record is from RefSeq and is a predicted model, not a curated record.